Messenger RNA from Lotus japonicus, 2257 nucleotides. RefSeq lists its product as uncharacterized. NCBI's taxonomy places the organism in Eukaryota, Viridiplantae, Streptophyta, Magnoliopsida, Fabales, Fabaceae. The record is from RefSeq and is a predicted model, not a curated record. Bases 68 to 616 code for a protein of 182 amino acids. The transcript is spliced from 9 exons.
UGGAUAAGAAACAUGACACUAAAACAUCUCCACUCCAACCCCAACCAACAACUUAACACAUCAAGCCAUGAAAUCUCUGGUUUGUGCAUCACACCCAACUCUCUAUCUUCCAAAUUACUCUUCAUGGAAACCCAAGUUUCGAGCUUUCCACCCCAUCACCGCAGAAAAACAACCCAACUACUACCCAUUAACCACACCAAAGCCACCUCGUGCUAAUGCCAAAGGCUUCUCAAACAGACCCUCAACCACUGAGACCGAUAUUGUCCCCAGCAAAAAUCGCAGGAGAGGGGUGAACGAAGAAGAAGAUGAAGAGCUUCCAAGAGUGGUUCUAUACAGGAUUAUUGGGAGGAUCUUGUUUUCAGUUGGGGUACCAUUGGUGUUGGGUUUGGCAUUGUUGGACCUUUAUGGUGAGCUUAAGGAUCGAGGAAUAUGGGAUGCGCCAUUGUGGAUCCCUUUCACGACAACUUUGUUGACUUUUGGAGCUUCCACGCUUGGAAUUGCUUAUGGGACACUGUCUGCGAGUUUGGAUGCGGAGAGGGAAGGAACGUUUCUUGGGCUGAAUGAGGUUCAGAGGAAUUGGGUGGAGAUGUGGGAGGAAGAGGAUAAAAAAAGCUAGCCAAAGGUUAUAAUGUUUCAGACUAGCUAUUAAGUUGUCUAGGCAAAUUGCAAGAAAUGAUGUUGAUGCUGUAAAACUAGAUGUGUUAUUUGGUAGAAAUUAUGGGGUAAUAAGGAUAAUUUAGUAUUUUCCUUUUGUAUAUGGGAUUCAUUAUGUUUCAUUCAUGAUAUAUACAUUUAGGAGUUUUUCUAGGUCCAGUCAUCGCCUGUGUGGCACCUCCUAAUUGGUUAAUAUAUGAAAAAAUCCUACAUGGCAUGCAUUCCUUCAUUCAUAUUAUCCUACACUUUUAUACUUAACCAACACUCACCUCUCUUUAAUACCAAUAAUUAAUUCCAAUUAUCAAAAACACGUUUUUGCCCUCUCUCAUCUAUUUUCCUUCUCUGCCGUUUCACUCAUCUCUUCCAUUUUUUCUUCACCGAUGCCCUCCUCCUCUGAAAUUUUCCAUUCCGCGAUAGCCUCUUUCUCUGAUCGACGUCGUGGCAUUACGGCCCCUUUACGGUUGUAAUCGGCGGUCUCAUCCCUCCCCAUGCUCAUAUCCACCCUCUCCCAACCGAGUAUAAGAUCAAUAACAUCAAAAAGCGUGAUACGAAUUCUCACAGCGUCCUCGACUCUGGCCAAUACAGAUUCCAUGGUAGUUUUUCGUUGGCGACUGCGAGUUCGACUUUGUCCAACAAAUUUGCGGGAUGAGGUAGCAGCAUCACCAACCACACGGUUUCCAGCUGAGUAUGUGCAAGAAUUUCAGAAUUGUUUUGACAGAUCUCCUGCAGUUCCUGUGUCUGAAUCCUCGAGUUCAUCAUGGCUGCAAGUUUGACCUCAUCGCCAUCUCAGGAGAAAAAUGAAGAACUUUGCUUAUGCGCAAUAGCAGGGGAUAAAAGAGUUUUAAUGUAUGUUAAGUACAUUGUCAUGUACUAUACUUUCAUGUAGAAUCUUCCAUCCUACUUUCAGUUUUUUAGGGCACGCUACCUUCACAUUUCAAAGAAACAUUCAGAGAAUCAAGGAUGCAGAGGUGUGAGCAUUUCCUUUAUACAUGUGUGUGUUCCCGCCAUUGCAGGAUUAUGGUAACCAGCUUGGACUGAGGUUGGAUACGUUGUUCAGUAUUACUUGGAGAAUGAAAAUGAGGCAGAAAAUCAGCAAUAACGGGGUGGUUCAGUUAGUUUUUGACAUUAUAGCCAUCUUAUGGUGAAAGGGAAAGGAAAACUAUAAAUCAUUAUCAUAGUGUUUCUGCUUCAGGUUUUAUGCCUUGGUUCACUUUGAUAUGGUUACUCAAGAAGUCAAUUUCUGAAACGAGCUAUGGAGCGGAUGGAAUCAGAUAACAGUUAGGAGUAACAGUGGCAGAGAUAUUGAGGGAGAAAGGGAAGCCAGCCUAGAAACUUGGAAGAGAUUUGAAGCUCAGCAGGAAAUGUCAAAGACCCAAGAGGUAGGUACCACACAAUGAGGAUGCAUUUCAAACAUGAAGCAAAGUAGUUGAGCAGCUUUGGUCUCAUUGACCCUGUUGUGUCGAUUGUGAUGUGAUUCAGCUUUCCUUCAAUUUUUCAUUGAUACCUCUUACGAAUUUGUUGGAUGUUUCUAGGUCUUUCUAAUCCUUCUUAUAAUUUUGAUUCUGUAUUACAGUAUUAAUUCAUAAUGAAUUUGCUUAUUAAA